This is a messenger RNA of Zygosaccharomyces rouxii, 1581 nucleotides long. It is a transcript of the gene DIE2, whose product is annotated as dolichyl-P-Glc:Glc(2)Man(9)GlcNAc(2)-PP-dolichol alpha-1,2- glucosyltransferase. Gene Ontology annotation, molecular function: dolichyl pyrophosphate Glc2Man9GlcNAc2 alpha-1,2-glucosyltransferase activity. The record is from RefSeq and is a predicted model, not a curated record. The coding region runs from base 1 to 1581 and encodes 526 amino acids. Gene Ontology annotation, cellular component: endoplasmic reticulum. The transcript has a single exon. Lineage: Eukaryota; Fungi; Ascomycota; Saccharomycetes; Saccharomycetales; Saccharomycetaceae. Gene Ontology annotation, biological process: protein N-linked glycosylation; dolichol-linked oligosaccharide biosynthetic process.
AUGUCUGCUGCUAGUACUGGUAGUGAAGAGAAACCUCAAGAGGAUGAGAACGUUCUUGAGGGCGUUACACAGAUAGUUGGACCUGGGGUACAAAGAGACUUACAGACUGAGGUGGUACUGAGCUUUGUGGUGAACUUGCUAUUAUAUGUGGUUCUGGUAAUUUAUUUCGUGGCAACUUUCUACUAUGCUACUAGUAAGAUAGUUCCCUAUGAGUUUAUCGAUGAGAAAUUCCAUGUAGGUCAAACUAUAGAGUACAUCACGGGCCAUUGGAGGUCGUGGAAUCCCAAGAUUACUACACCACCUGGUCUUUAUCUGCUAGGAUGGUUGAACUACAAAUGGUGUAGUUUUUUCACUUCUUGGAGUACACUGACUAUUUUGAGAUUAGUAAAUCUCUUUGGUGGUGUCGUCGUUCUACCGAUAACCGUGUUAAGACCAUUGUUUUUAUUCAAUGCCAUUGGAUUCUGGCCAGUGGCACUAAUGAGUUUCCCACUGCUGACAAGUUUCUAUUACUUAUAUUACACAGAUCUCUGGUCUACAAUUUUCAUUCUACAGUCCCUUACAUGUGUCUUAACAUUGCCCUUUGGUACAAACGGUAGCAUAUGGGCAAGUAGCAUACUAGCUGGGCUAAGUUGUCUGUUUAGACAAACGAAUAUCGUAUGGACCGGAUUUAUCAUGGUAGUAGCCAUUGAAAGAAGAGCGGUUAUUCAAAAACAGUUUAAUUCCAAUAAUGCUAAUAACUACCUGAAAUUUUUCAUCCAUGCAAUUGAUGAGUUUGGGACUUUGGUACAACCUUAUGCUGUUAAUUUCUUUGUAUUUUUCCUUUAUUUGGUUUGGAACAGGUCGAUUACCUUAGGUGAUAAAUCCAACCACUCUGCAGGGUUCCAUUUAGCCCAACUAUUUUACUGUUAUCUGUUUAUUGCAUUCUUCAGUGUUCCCCUGUGGUUUUCUUCGAGUUUCUUAAAAAUAUACAAGAACAGACUACUCCAGAAUCCAAUUCGAUAUCUGGUAGAGAUUUUGGGGAUUAUGCUAGUCAUUAGGUUUUUCACUAAAGUUCAUCCAUUCAUUUUGGCGGAUAAUAGACAUUUUGCAUUUUACAUUUUCAAAAGGUUUCUAGGGAAUCCGAGUAAAAUGGUCAAGUAUUUGAUGAUGUCCCCCAUUUACCAUUUUGUCACAUAUUCAUAUUUUGAAACUUUCAGACCAAGUGAAAUGGUUUUCGAAAAUGUGGCACCCAUUCCAGUUAAGGACCCUAUCGAUUUACCAAUACAGUUGAGUCAUGUUUCAUGGACAGCUCUCAUAGCUUGUACAUUUGUUACGAUUGUUCCAUCACCAUUAUUUGAACCUCGUUAUUACAUUUUACCGUACAUGUUUUGGAGAUUGUUUUUAACCUGCAAUGCAGAACCGCUAUGGGGGGAGGUUGUACCGGCGCCACAGGGCCAACCGCCCGUAACAGUUUCGUCAACAAAGAGACUGGCAUUAGAAUUCUUUUGGUUCAUGUUGAUUAAUUUUUUCACUUUUUACAUCUUCAAGAAUCGUCCUGUGGUUUGGGAAGAUGAACCAUUUUUACAAAGAAUAAUAUGGUAG